UCAGUGGACCUUUAGCAGAGGUGGCAGCUGAAAUGCCUAAGCAGCAAAUGAAUGACUAUAAACUUUUUCAAACCAAGGCCAGAUACAGGAUGGGGAUAACCCCAGAUCAUGCCCGUCGGCGUUUCAGAACCCAAAAGUGGAAACCAGAGGUGUCAUUUCCCAAACACGCCUACUACAUUGCAAAAAACUAUGAGGCCUGGAUAACAGGAAACAACAUUCAAACCUUGGAAGAACUGAACCUCCUCAUACAAAUGGAGCAGUUCUUGGAUGGUGUUCCUGAAGACAUCACACGGUACAUACAAGAUGGAAAUCCCAAAGAUAUCGCUGAGGCGGGGGAGAUUGGAGCCAAAUGGAUGGAACUGGCAGAAAGCAAGAAAGCUACUGUCAAGGGGAACGAUUACCCCAGGGGGCACACAGACCAUAAACCCUACAACCGAGGACAGCCAAAGACCCCACAUACCACCCAAGUAAAGCCACAGAUACCCUACCCUUCAACCUCACCAGUCUCCAGUAACUCACCUCGGCCCAGUGACCCAUCAGAUGGAAGAUGCUUUAAGUGUAAUGAACUGGGACAUAUCAAGGCCAACUGUCCCAAGAACACCAUGCGAGUGCAAUUCAUUACACCACCAUCACCCCAAAGAUCCUCAGGCCCGGAUGCCUCUCAAAUACCCUUGGAGCGAAGGGAAAAUUUGAGAGUGGGCGGAAAGAAGGUUACUGCGUGGAGAGACACGGGGGCACAAGUGUCAGCUAUCCACCAAUCCUUCGUUGACCCCAAAUUCAUCAACCCAAAGGCCAAAGUUACAAUUUACCCCUUCAUGUCACAAGCUGUAGACUUGCCUACAGCUCAACUGCCUGUCCAGUACAAAGGCUGGUCAGGAAUGUGGACUUUUGCAGUCUAUGACAAUUAUCCUAUCCCCAUGCUACUGGGGGAAGACUUGGCCAACCAGGUGAGGCGGGCCAAGAGAGUGGGAAUGGUUACACGUAGCCAAACCAGGCAAGCUUCCAGACCCAUUCCUGUUCCUGAGCCGUCCACAGAGGCCCCGUCUGUGUUACCAGAGACCCAGACAGAGGUAGUGGACCCGGAUUCCAUGCCAACCACUGAAACAGCCACAGCACCUCCAGUCCCAGGCCCGGAACUGGAACAGCAACCAGCACCAGCAAGUGCAACCACAUCUUCAAACUCAACGCCAGAGGGCGCCAGCGAGCCAGAACUGGCAGAAGCAAAAGACAGCCAUACCCAAAAGGCUCAGCCAGAGCCUGAAAUACCCUCACGUGCACCAGCGGAGAGCGGUUCACCAGCAACGGAAACAACCCCAUCACCUACAUCGCUUCCAGAGGGACCAAGCCCAAGUCCACAGUCUGAGGAAAAACUGGUGACCCCAGCCUCAAGGGAACAGUUCCAGGCUGAGCAGGAAGCGGAUGACAGCCUUCAGAAAGCUUGGGCGGCGGCACGGAGCACCCCACCGCCUCUCAGCUCUUCUAAUCGAUCCCGGUUUGUUAUAGACCAAGGACUUUUAUACAAGGAAAUUCUUUCUGGUGGACACCGGGAAGAAUGGCAGCCGCAAAAACAGUUGGUGGUUCCAACUAAGUACCAGGGGAAGCUCUUAAGCUUAGCCCAUGAUCAUCCCAGUGGCCAUGCUGGGGUGAACAGAACCAAAGACCGGUUGGGGAAGUCCUUCCAUUGGGAGGGGAUGGGCAAGGACGUUGCCAAGUAUGUCCGGUCUUGUGAGGUAUGCCAAAGAGUGGGAAAGCCUCAAGACCAGGUCAAGGCCCCUCUCCAGCCACUCCCCAUAAUUGAGGUCCCAUUUCAGCGAGUAGCUGUGGAUAUUCUGGGCCCUUUCCCAAAAAAGACGCCCAGAGGAAAGCAGUACGUACUGACUUUAGUGGACUUUGCUACCCGAUGGCCAGAAGCAGUAGCUCUAGGCAACACCAGGGCUAACACUGUGUGCCUGGCCCUAACAGACAUUUUUGCCAGGGUAGGUUGGCCCUCCGACAUCCUUACAGAUUCAGGGUCUAAUUUCCUGGCAGGGACCAUGGAAAAACUGUGGAAAACUCAUGGGGUGAAUCACUUGGUUGCCACCCCAUACCACCAUCAAACCAAUGGCCUGGUGGAAAGGUUCAAUGGAACUUUGGGGGCCAUGAUACGAAAAUUCAUCAACGAAUUCUCCAAUAAUUGGGACCUAGUGUUGCAGCAGUUGCUGUUUGCCUACAGGGCUGUACCACAUCCCAGUUUAGGGUUUUCACCAUUUGAACUUGUGUAUGGUCACGAGGUUAAGGGGCCAUUAUAGUUGGUGAAGCAGCAAUGGGAGGGGUUUACACCUUCUCCAGGGACUAACAUUCUGGACUUUGUAAGCAACCUACAAAACACCCUCCGACACUCUUUAGCCCUUGCUAAAGAAAACCUAAAGGAUGCUCAAAAAGAGCAAAAGGCCUGGUAUGACAAACAUACCAGAGAGCGUUCCUUCAAGGUAGGAGACCAGGUUAUGGUCUUGAAGGCGCAACAGGCCCA
Molecule: messenger RNA, 2509 nt
Organism: Gopherus flavomarginatus (Mexican gopher tortoise)
Lineage: Eukaryota; Metazoa; Chordata; Testudines; Testudinidae
Exons: 2
Coding region: 33-2288 (751 amino acids)
Biological process (GO): DNA integration
Molecular function (GO): zinc ion binding; nucleic acid binding
Source: RefSeq, a predicted model, not a curated record